This is a messenger RNA of Penicillium arizonense, 765 nucleotides long. RefSeq names its product alpha/beta hydrolase. The transcript has a single exon. Lineage: Eukaryota; Fungi; Ascomycota; Eurotiomycetes; Eurotiales; Aspergillaceae. Gene Ontology annotation, molecular function: hydrolase activity. The record is from RefSeq and is a predicted model, not a curated record. The annotation marks the transcript as partial.
GAUUGCUGGGCUCGCAUCUACACUCCCCCGUCAGAGAAAGACAGUGGGUCUGUGGCUGUGUUCAUUCACGGUGGAGGCUGGAUCAUGGGAAGCCCGAAUAUCGAAGAUGCGGCAUGCCGACGGAUUAGCAAGUCAAGUGGUAUGAAAGUUGUUAGCAUCGGAUAUCGACUGGCACCCAAAUUUAAAUUCCCUACUGGUCUCGACGACUGCGUACGAGUUACACUUUGGGCAUUGGAUCACUUUUCGGUACCUUCCGUGAUUAUCAUGGGAGGCUCAGCGGGUGCUAAUCUCGCUUUUGGUGUGACACUGAAACUUGUGGAUGCAGGAUUUGGGGAGAAGGUGAAAGGUGUACUGGCUCUGGUGCCUGCAACCGUGCAUCCCGACGCUGUUCCAGAAGACAAAAGGGAUCAGUACACUGCUCUGCAUGAAAAUGCUAACAAUACUGUCAACACUUUGGCUUCGAUGGGUUGCUUCUUGGACUCCUAUGCAGCACCACCGCACGACAAGUAUUUCUCGGUUCUUCUUCAUCCUCGUCUGAGAGAUUUGAAAAAGGUUUACAUUGUCGAAUGUGGAACUGACACCCUGAGAGAUGAUGCACGAUUGAUGGGAGAAGCGUUGAAGGAGUCUGGUGUGCCUCUUCUGUAUGAUGCCUAUCCUGGGUACCCUCACUACUUCUGGUCAUAUCCAUCUCCAGUGUUAGCGGAGGCUUCCGAGACUUUCCAUGAGAACAUGUUCCGAGCGCUAGCAUGGCUUGAUCAUGAAUGA